Molecule: messenger RNA, 4734 nt
Organism: Chrysochloris asiatica (Cape golden mole)
Lineage: Eukaryota; Metazoa; Chordata; Mammalia; Afrosoricida; Chrysochloridae
Gene: SAMD9L
Product: sterile alpha motif domain containing 9-like
Exons: 1
Coding region: 1-4734 (1577 amino acids)
Cellular component (GO): cytoplasm
Molecular function (GO): protein binding
Source: RefSeq, a predicted model, not a curated record
AUGAGUGAUCAAGUCACUAUACCUGAACUGACCCGGGACUGGACCAAAGAGCAUGUGAAAAAAUGGGUAACUGAGGACCUUAAGGUUGAUGAGAAAUAUGGGCAAAUUCUGUUGAAUGAAGAAGUAACAGGAUUAGUCCUGCAGGAAUUAACUGAAAAGGACCUUAGAGAUAUGGGGCUACCACGAGGCCCAGCACUUUUGAUAAAACGUGGGUAUAACAAAUUAAAUACAAGUUCCCUUGAAAAUCACAAUCAGGAUUCUGGACAAUUUGAUCAAACAAAAAAGUCUAAAAAAAAACAAAAAAAAACCCCAGAAGAGACAAAAAAGGAAGAACCAAUAUCAUCCAAUAUUGAUCAUGAUCUCACAGAGAUCAGAAAUGCCAAAGAACAAGAAUCAAUUCUUACAAAAGUAAAUGCAACAAUUGAACAAAGCAGAAAAAAGAAUGAGCUAAAAACUCAACCAGUGACUUGCAUGCCUUAUCCUUUUGACCAAUUCCAUGCUGGUCAACGUUACACAGAGCAUUGUGUUCUACCACCUGAGACAGGACCACUCAAUCUCAUUGACCCCAUACAUGAGUACAAAGAAUUCACAAACACAGACAAUGCCACCGAAAAGGACAGUCUGAUGAAAUUUAGCAAUGAAGUCUUCAAAUUUGCAUCAGCUUGUAUGAAUUCACGCACAAAUGGUACUAUCCAUUUUGGAGUCAUGGACAAACCCCAUGGAGAAAUUGUUGGUGUGAAAAUCACUGAUAAGGAUGCUUUCAUUAACCACUUCAAUCUAAUGAUUCAAAAAUAUUUUGAAAAAAGUCAUAUCAAGGAAGCCAAGAAGUGUAUUCGGGAGCCAAGGUUUGUGGAAGUCCUACAGCAGAACAAUACACUAUCUGACAAAUUUGUCAUUGAAGUAGAUGUUAUUCCAAGUCACUAUGUGUGUAAAGAAAAGCAUUUCUGCGUUACCAUGCAAAAUUGUAAAGAUGGAUCAUGGAGACCAAACAAAGAGCAUUCGCUAUUUGUGAGAGAUGGAGCUGGCUGCAAGGAUAUCCUCGCCAAUGUCAAACAGCAGGAUGCAGAUUUCAAUGAAUUCAUACGAAAUAUAAACUCAAUGGUAGCACUUCGAAAAGAAGCAGAAGAAGAAUUUGGAGUGAAGGCAAAUAAGAAGAAAAGUGAAGGACUAAAACUGGUUAAACAUCUCAUCGGAAGCCAAGACUCGCUGGAUAAUUCAUGUUAUGACUGGUACAUUCUUGUUAUAAAUAAAAGCCAUCCAAACCAAACAAAGCACUUAGAUUUUCUAAAAGAAAUCAAAUGGUUUGCUGUGUUGGAGUUUGAUCCUGAAUCUGAGAGCAAUGGUGUGGCUAAAGCUUACAAAGAAAGUAGAAUAGCAAACCUACACUUACCAAGCCAAUAUGAAGAAAAGACAGCUACCAUUAGAGAGGUGGUAUCUACUCUGAAUCUUUACGAGCAGCCCAGCUGGAUCUUCUGCAACGGCAGAUCAGACUUAAGCGGUGAGAUAUAUAAACCUCUAGAACCACAUUUAUGGCAGAGAGAAAGAGCUUCUGAAGUCAGAAAACUUGUUUUCUUUCUCACAGAUGAAAAUAUAAUGACAAAAGGGAAAUUUUUGGUGUUAUUUCUAUUACUGUCUCCAGUGGACAUGCCAGGGGAUCCACUCAUUGAAACUUUCUGUGCUUUCUACCAAGCUCUCAAAGGAAUGGAAAAUAUAUUGUGUAUCUGUGUAAACUCACAGAUUUUUCAGCGAUGGAAAGAUCGACUACAGACAAGAUUGACAAUAGCAGAUGAAUUAACAGACCACAGUAUUUCCACUCUAAAUUUAGAGCAGAUAAAUUGCACUAUUCUUAAACAAAAAUCAGUGAUUCAGUCAUCAAAGAGGUUUCUGCCCUCUGGUGGAUCUUCUUCUGUUAUCCUAGAGAAAAAAGAAGAGGAUGUCUUUACUGCGCUAGAAAUACUCUGUGAAAAUGAGUGUAAGGACACAGACUUAGAGAAAGAUAAAACUAAAUUCCUCGAAUUUAAGACAUCAAAAGAAGAACACUUUUACCGAGGUGGCAAAGUAUCUUGGUGGAACUUCUAUUUUUCUUCUGAAAACUAUUCUUCAGCUUUUGUCAAAAGGGACAGUUACAAAAUGCUUAAAGAGUCGAUAGAGUGCUGGGCAGAAUCUUCUAAACCAAUAUUUGCAAAAAUCGUCAAUCUCUAUCAUCAUCCAGGCUGUGGGGGGACUACACUGGCUAUGCAUGUUCUCUGGGACCUAAAGAAAAGCUUCAGAUGUGCUGUGUUAAAAAAUAAAGCAACCGAUUUUACAGAAGUUGGUGAACAAGUGACCAGUUUGAUCACCUACAAGGCAUUUAGCCAUCAGGAAUACAUGCCAGUACUUCUCCUAGUGGAUGACUUUGAAGAAUUGGAAAACAUCUACAUUCUACAGAAUGCCAUCCAUUCCAGUUUAGCAGAGAAGGGUUUGCGAUAUGAAAAACCAUUGGUAAUUAUCUUAAAUUGCAUGAGGACCCAGAAUCCUGAAGAUAGUCCAAAAUCACUAAACAACGUUGUACUAAAAUAUCAGCUUUCUUCCAAAGAACAAAGAGCAUUUGAAGCCAAACUGAUGGAAAUAGAAAAGCAACACAAGAACUGUGAAAACUUUUAUUCCUUUAUGAUCAUGAAAAGCAAUUUUGAUGAAACGUAUGUAGUAAAUGUUGUCAGGAAUAUCUUUAAAGGACAGAAUGUUGACAACAAAGAAGCAAAACUCAUUUCUUAUCUGGCUCUACUCAAUGCUUUUGUUACUGAUUCUACAAUUUCACUGUCAAACUGUGAACGUUUUUUAGGAAUCACAUGUAUUAAGGCACCAGGGGUUCUUGAAACCCUAGAAAGCAAGAUGGGAGCCUAUUCUACACUUCUAAUAAAAACCGAAGUUCCAGACUAUGGGAGAUACACAGGUGUGCGCAUCAUCCAUCCUCUGAUUGCCAUCUGUUGUCUAAAAGAACUGGAAAGCAACUACGACUUGGAUAAAAGUCAAAUUGCACUAGAGUUGCUACAGGAGAAAUUAUUCUAUAAUUCUGGAAUAGGAAGAGAUAAAUUUCUCCAUGAUGUGCAAACACUUCUACUUACGAGACAGCGCAAGGAGCAUGGCGAUGAAACAGAUACCUUGUUUUCCCCAUUAAUUGAAGCUUUACCAAACAGAAAAAUUGAAGAGGUCUUGAAAGCAGGAAGUAUUCGAUUCCCACAAAAUGCACUUAUCUGCCAAGCCUUAGCAAGAUAUUUCUACAUUAAAGAGAAGAACUUCAAAACUGCUCUUCAUUGGGCAAAUCAAGCCAAAAAGAUAGCACCUGAAAACUCCUAUAUCUCAGAUACACUUGGUCAAGUCUACAAAAGUGAAAUAAAAUGGUGGUUGGAUGAAAACAAAACCAGUAGGAAUAUUACUGUUACUGAUCUAGAACAUUGCUUAGAAACAGCUAAAAAAGCCUCAAGAGCUUUCAAAGAGUCCCAACGCCAAACUGAUAGUAAAAACUAUGAAACAGAGGCCUGGUCACUACAGAAGUCCCAAAGAAAAUAUGACAUGUAUAACACAGCUGGUUUCUUGGGUGAAAUAGAAGUCGGUCUUUAUGCCAUCCAGAUUCUUCAGCUCACUCCCCUUUUCCGCACAAAAAAUGAACUCUCUAAGAUAUCUAUGGCAAAGUUUUUAUCAGAAAUAGGAGAUGGUCCAGCUGAUCCAAAAAACGAAUAUCUCUCAACUCUUAAGAAUGUCGCAUCCUACCUACAAAAUUUACAAUCAGAUUUGAAAAGGUGCUUUGAUUUUUUUGUUGAUUAUAUGGUUCUUUUGAAAACAAGGAAUGCCCAGAAAGAAAUUGUGGAGAUCACAUUAAACAAGAAAGUCAGCCGUUGUUUCAAGAAAUACACAGAACUUUUUUGCCAUUUGGAUGUGGAUACAUUAGAAAGCAAAGUGUUAUUCCAAGAGGAAAAUUGCAGGAAAAAACUAGAAAGUCUAAGAGCAGACAGGUUUUCUGGACUUCUAGAAUAUCUUAACCCAAACCACAAAGAUGCUGCAAACAUAAUGGAAAACAUAGUGAACCAAUACAGCUUCCUGUUUAAGCAAAAUUCAAAUAAGAGGCUGAUAAAGGAGAAACAAAAUUUCAUAUUGGCAAAUGUUAUUCUCAGUUGUCUAAAACCCAGUUCCAAGUUUAUUCAGCCAUUUACCACACUGAAAAAACAGCUCAGAGAAGUCUUGCAAUUAGUAGAAUUAACUCGUCAAUAUCCAGACCCUUACUUCUUGGCUUGCCUCUUAUUCUGGCCAGAAAAUCAGGAGCUAGAUCAGGAUUCCAAACAACUGGAAAAGUAUGUUUCAUCUUUAAAUAAAUCCUUUGUGUACCAUUACAGACGCUUGUGUCGGUCCAAGCAGGCCAGCACACUUUUCUAUCUGGGGAAGAGCAAGGGUCUCAACAGUAUUGUUCACAAAGCUGAGAUAGAGCAGUACUUCAGUAAAGAACAAAAUACAAAUUCCUUAUGGCACAGUGGCGAUGUGUGGAAAAAAAAAGAAGUCAAAAACCUCCUACGUCGUCUAGUAGGUCAGGCUGUUGGAAAAGUGAUCUAUAUAGAAUAUGGCACAAAGGAGAAAAUAAAAAUACCAGUGGUAUCUGUUUAUUCCGGCCCACUCAGAAGUGGCGGGAACAUAGAAAACGUGUCCUUUUACCUAGGAUUUUCCAUUGAAGGCCCUCUGGCAUAUGAUAUUGAAGUAAUUUAA